Penicillium manginii is the source of this 1161-nucleotide messenger RNA. RefSeq names its product putative pyridine nucleotide-disulfide oxidoreductase AMID-like. The record is from RefSeq and is a predicted model, not a curated record. The transcript has 4 exons. Lineage: Eukaryota; Fungi; Ascomycota; Eurotiomycetes; Eurotiales; Aspergillaceae. Gene Ontology annotation, molecular function: flavin adenine dinucleotide binding; electron-transferring-flavoprotein dehydrogenase activity. Gene Ontology annotation, cellular component: cytoplasm. The coding region runs from base 1 to 1161 and encodes 386 amino acids.
AUGCCUUCCAAUGACGGUGUUCCUGGUGCCCGAUCCUAUCGGGUACUCAUCAUCGGUGGCUCCUACGCGGGCUUGAGCACUGCAUUAACCCUGGUCGAUCUUUCGCGGGAUCAUCUCAUUGGAUCGCCCAAGGCCCUAGCCUGCGAGAAAUUCGCAUCAGAUUCGUGGACCCGGUUCCAGGAUAUUCCGGGCCUCAGAUCCUCGGGCAUCAACUUCAUUCGGGGAAGCGUUAGCUCAGUGGACUUUGCAGCAAAGACGGCCCACAUUGACGAAACAGACACGAAAGCGAAACGCAACGAGUCCUAUGAUUAUCUGGUUGUCGGCUCCGGCUUGCGACGGAAUUUCCCCACAGUCCCACAGUCUCAAGUACGAGCCGACUUUAUCGCAGAGGCCAAAAGCCACGCCGAAGAUAUUCAAAAUUCUCGCGAGGGCGUAGUGGUUGUUGGUGGCGGUGCCGUUGGCGUGGAAAUGGCGGCAGAGCUGAAGGUUCUCUACCCGGAUCAAAAGAUCACUCUCAUUCACUCGCGAAACCGUUUACUCUCGUCGGAGCCCUUGCCAGAUGAUUUUGCCGAGCGCGUUGAGUCCUGUCUGCGUGAAGUGGGCGUGGACACAAUUCUGGGUCAGCGUGUUGUUGAUACUACAGCUGUCAAUACAGAGGACGGUCGCCGAGUGUGGCGUCUAACGCUGGCCGAUGGUCGGGAGCUGACGACUGGUCUUGUGCUUAGCGCCAUCUCGCGAAGCAUCCCUACUUCCACAUAUCUUCCAUCAGAUGCAUUGAACGAGGACGGCUAUGUGAAGAUUCAUCCUUCUCUUCAAUUGUCCGGACCUAUCCCAAACGCAGAGAGCCAUUACUGUGUAGGAGACCUUGCGGCGUGGCCGGGUAUCAAGCGCUGUGGAGGUGCAAUGCACAUGGGCCACUUUGCAGGUCAUAACCUCUAUGAGCAUCUCAUGGCAGAAUGUGCCGGCAGUAAGCCGGACGUGAAGAAUCUGAAUCCGUUCCCCAAUGUCAUCGGAUUGGCGGUAGGAAAGAAAGCCGUCAGCUGGACCCCCGACGAGGGAACUCGACACGGUGAGGAGCUGAUGACCAGCCUCUUUGGAGAAGAUAUGGGAAAUUCCAGUGAGCAUAUUCCCCGGCCCCUUGCUGAUUGUAUCGAGAGCUAA